CGCUGCGCCCAACGGCAGCGCAAAGUGGAGCGUCCCCGAGCCCAAGGCGCAGCCGCCCAAAGUCGGACCUCUGAUCGAGGGCUUUGGCGAUUCUUUCGCGCCGGCUGCAACCGUGUCGAGCCCGCCGAACCUGCCCAAGCGGCCGACGCCGCCGAGCGUGUCACCCGAAGGCAGUGGCAAUGCGACGGGCAGUGGCAAUGCGACGGGCGAACGCGCGAUCGACAAGAACCUGCUUCGCGCUGCGUCCGAUGCGCCUUCACCCGCGCCUUCGCCGCUGCGCCACAGUCCUGCGCUGCCGGGCUUCAGCGUGGCGCCAAGCCCCGCUGCCUCGCCGCUGCCACCGUCCAAAGCGAGCCCGAUGGAUGGUGCGGCGUCAAAGGCAUCGCCGCGCGACGAGCUCACCGACCGCUUCCCGAGCCUUGCUGAUCUCGACGCUCGCUUUGCAUCGCCCAGCAGCGGCGCUCCUGCCGAUACGGCCAGCACUGCACCUCGCGUCAGCGUUCCCGGGCUUGCGAAUCGUGCCAGUGUCGGGGCGAUGGCGGGCCGAUUCGAGAAGCCGUUUGAGCCGCAGCGUCCCGGCUCCGGGCGUGCACCGCUGAGCAAAUCCGCCACCAUCUCGGCGUUUUCGUCAGGCGACGCGACCAAGGCGCGCUCGGGGAGCGUGUCGAAGCGGUGGCAGCCGUCGGUGCUUGCGCACGACCAGCUGUCCAAGAAGCCCGAUCUGCCGUCGAGCGCACCGGUGCUGCGCAAGACGCCCGCCUCGAGGGACUGGCUCACUGGCGAUGCGUCCGACGACGACGAAAAGCGCACGCCGCCCGAAGCCAAGCCAAAGAUCAUCGCCACGCCGCUGCGCGCGCCCGAACAGCGGGGCGAUGUGGACGGGCAGGAGAUCGAGCACGACGAGCAGUCGUCUGACGACGACGUCGCAGAGCCGGAGGAGGCGAGUGCCCAGCGACCCGAGCUUCCACCUCGACUCGGUGCGGACCGACCAUCUUCCUUGACUGCAUCCGCACCAUCCGCAUCGGACACAGCUGCACCUGCCAAGCCCGAGCGGCCGCGCAUCGUACCUGGGCGCGUCAAGGCGCCAUCGUGGCUGGUGGACGCCGUGGACUCGCCGACUGCAGCCGAGCGCUUGAUCUCGCCGUCGAGCGCACACGCAGGUCCGCUGUCGCCCGGCGGCGACAUUACCGACGCGAGUGCAGCCGAGCAGCUCGAUGCGGCUGCGCUCAGCGCGCAGCACCAGCUGGAAGAGCUGCUGCGUGGUCCCUCGGACGCUGCCACCCCUCCCGCUGCCACCCCUCCCGUCGCCGCUGCCGCCGCCGCCGCCGACGACGACGAAGAGGCGAGCCCAGUAAUACCACCUGCCAAAGUCAAGGCGCCUGCAUGGGACGACGACGACGACGACGAGAUGCACAAGCUCGCGCAGCCCAUGCGUGCCGGUCCCGAAAAGCUGGUGGAUGUGGCCACGUCGCCCAUCGACGAUGUUGCGCCGCGCAUGGCGUCGCUCGAUGUGGCCGACGCGGCUCCGCCCCCGAGACCGGCGAGCAUUGUGGCGCAGCGCUCGCAUCAGUUUACCGCCCCGUCGGUGGAGCCUCGACGGCCGACACCCAUCCGGCCCAAAAAGGGCGAGGGGCUGGCGAGGUGGUCCGCGUCGAGCAACAAAGCUGGCGGCGUCAAGGUCGGAGUCGAUGGAGCGGGUGCCGACGCCAAGCUGGGUGGCGUCGGAAGCAGCCGCGAUUCGGGCACCCACCGCGCCUUCUCGCGCGACUCGGGCGUUGGCGGUGGGAUGAAGCCGUGGGAGCGCGAAGCAGCACUCUCUGCGGCGGCACUGCACUCUUCCGUGGUGAAAAACACGGCGCUGCCACCGGCGUCCACUUCGCUUCACACUGCCACCUCGUCGUCGGGCGACGAUGGUGAGACGGACCGCUUCAGUGGUGUUUCGAGCCUCAUCUCGCGCUGGCAGCACAAUGUGGAAUCCAACGCGCCCGGAUGGGGCCACGUCGGCAACCCCCGUCGCUAG
Moesziomyces antarcticus is the source of this 2020-nucleotide messenger RNA. RefSeq lists its product as uncharacterized. The transcript has a single exon. The annotation marks the transcript as partial. NCBI's taxonomy places the organism in Eukaryota, Fungi, Basidiomycota, Ustilaginomycetes, Ustilaginales, Ustilaginaceae. The record is from RefSeq and is a predicted model, not a curated record.